AUGUCCUCAACAGAGGCAUCCACUUCGUCUAGUCGCGGUGAGGAUACAGCUAGUGGGAACGAACAGGAAGGAAUAACAACGUUUGUGGCAGCUGAUUUAGAAGAAAGAAUACGUGAGAGUUGUCGUGUUUCCGGAAGCAGAGUUCGCACAUCUGAAGAAACAAAUCUUCUUCUCCCAGAUCCUAGGAUUUUGGACGAUCUUGAGGUCUACGCAAAAGAUGUGGCUACGAAUUUGGAUACAGUUUUGCGAGAUCUCAGAGGCUCUCUGCACGGAAUGGGUGACUUGACUCUGGAGUCAAUUCAGUGUUACAACGCUGCUAUAACAAACGCUUGCGAUGUAGCAGAUGUUAAUAUCAAGUCAACCUAUGCGAUGCUCGCUAAAGUGGAAGAAGUAAAUCACGCAAUGCAAAACAUGGCGACGCUUUCGAAACAGAUAAAAGAGGUGAGAAGACUGGUGGAAAUGUUCGAAACAUUGUUCCAAGGAUCUCUUAAGUAA
Messenger RNA from Necator americanus (New World hookworm), 495 nucleotides. RefSeq lists its product as uncharacterized. Lineage: Eukaryota; Metazoa; Nematoda; Chromadorea; Rhabditida; Ancylostomatidae. The record is from RefSeq and is a predicted model, not a curated record. The transcript is spliced from 5 exons. Gene Ontology annotation, cellular component: BORC complex. The coding region runs from base 1 to 495 and encodes 164 amino acids. Gene Ontology annotation, biological process: lysosome localization.